UUCUUUUCAUCGUGAUCCAAUCUAGGGAAUCGGGGUGGGGGGCGUCGCUGCGAGGAAUACCGCUUCGGCGUCCUCGGCCACUUGCCGAGGGAGGAGUAUCUGAGGGGUUCAGCGGAAACGGAGCCUCCCCGGACUGGGGUCCCGGGGGUCUCGGGGCACCGUCUGCAGAGAUCAAGGCCUCGAGAGGCUCGGGCCGUGAGAACUUGGCCCUCCGCAGUCCAGCUUCUCGCGGCAGGUGCCAGGCAGGGCGCGAGUGAUUCGAUCGCGGCGGCGGCGGCGAGAGGACUCCCUCGCCGGGCGGCCAGUCGGGGGCGCCACUGCCGCGCCUCAGGGCUCCGGCCCGUAGGCUACCCCAGAGCGGGCGGAUCAUGAAGGGCGGAGCCCCUGGGAAGGGGCCGGCCCUCACUCUGCGCUCCCCUGCUCCCCCUCAUCCCAGGCCGCAGCCUGGGAUCCCCCAGGGACCCCUUGAAGCCGCCGUUUCCCCAUGGACUUGCCUGGGGAUCCCAGUCCUUCCGGCCGGCCGAGUCUGUGCCGUCAGCCCCUAGCCCGAGCGUUACGGGAAGCCCGGAGCCCGAAACGACCGAGGCUGCAGCCCCGGGGGGCCCCUUCUCCCCUGGAAAAGGCCUCUCGGCGAGUCCUGGCCGUGGUGCUGGAAGAUGUCAUGGCUCCCCACACGGUCUCCCGAGCCAGACAAAAGGAGUUCAUCCCAUGGGACCAGAGCGACCACCAAGCUUCUGUCUGUAACCAGGCACCCACCUCACCGCCCAGGCAGGUCAAGUGGUCUUCGCAGGCCAGGCCUCCCGACUCUCUGCAUUUAUGCAGAGAUCCCUUAAGUCGCAUCCACCGAUCUUCUACGCUGAGGCGGCGAUCGAGGACAACCCCUAGCCCUGAGAGCAGCCCUGCACAAAAGGUGGACCGGGCCCCCCAACCCACCCUGGUGGUGCUGCUGGAAGAUAUUGGUGCUCCCAGGCCCCCAGCGGAGGGCUUCGUCGGUGAGAGCCCCAACUUCAUCAUCCCAGUACAAAGAGCUGAGCCUGUGAUGAUGGUUCACCAGUCAACGCCUGCACCCAGGGACCGAGAUCCUCCGUUCCAGCCAUACCCGCUGUCUGCAGACCAUGCGGACAGCCCAACACCAGCCCCAGAUGCGGCUCUGGAGCCCCCAUCGACCCCACCACCAUCCAGCCUUUUGCGCCCCCGCCUCAGUCCCUGGGGCUUGGCCCCCCUCUUCCGCUCCGUGCGCUCCAAGCUGGAGAGUUUCGCUGACAUCUUCCUUACACCCAACAAGACCCCGGAGCCCCCACCCCCGUCCCCGCCCAUGAAGCUGGAGCUGAAGAUUGCCAUCUCGGAGGCCGAGCAGUGCAGGGCCGCGGAAGCCACUGCCACCAUCAGCCCCCGGCCCCCCAUCCGCCAGUGGCGGUCUCAGGACCACAGUAUUCGUGCACCUCUCCCUAAACUCUCUCUGGGCCGAAGCCACUCCUGCCCUGAUCUGGGGCGCCCGGGCCCGGGCCCCUGCGCCUGGCCCCCUUCUCCACCCCAACCAAGCCGGCCACGGCCGCGGCGGCACACCGUCGGGGGUGGAGAGACGGCCAGCGCCCCGCCGCCCCCUCUGCCCUGUCUCCGGAAGGAGGUCUUCCCUCUCGGGGGAGUAGGAGCCUCCCCUCCUCGAGCCACAUCUUGCUCGUCCACUGCGCCCACUUCCUCCUUCUCCGAAGCAGCAGAGCCCAGGUUGGGCUCGGCCAAGGGGAAGGAGCCAGGGGCCUCAAAGGACCAGGUGCCUUCAGACCCCGAGACCAAGACUAUGGGAAAGGUUUCCCGAUUCAGAAUACGCAGAACACCCAACCGUCCUCAACUGAAUCUUACACCAAUGGGGCUGCCCCGUCCAGUCAGAUUGAACAAGAAGGAGUUCAGCUUGGAAGAAAUUUAUACCAACAAGAACUAUCAGUCACCCACAGGCAGGAGGACCUUUGAGACCAUCUUUGAGGAACCACGGGAGCGCAAUGGGACUCUGAUUUUCACCAGCUCCAGGAAGCUCCGCCGGGCUGUAGAAUUUCGAGACGGCAGCCUUCCUCGAUCCCGUCGGCCAUCCCGCGGGGUCAGGGCGACCGCGGGCAGGACUGUUACUCCCGGCCCGGCCCCCAGCCGGGACGUGGGGCCUCUGCUGCAGAAGCGGCUGGAGGAGCUCGAUGCCUUGCUCCUGGAGGAGGAAAAAGCGGGUGGGGAGAGGCCCCACCAGUGCUAGGAGCUCCGUCCAUCUCCCAGCCAGGGAAGGCGCUGUUUGUCCGUCCAUCUCCCUAGAGGGAGGGGAAACCUCUGAGGCAGUUAUAUUUUUUUCUCUAUAUUUCUAGUAAAAUUUUCGAUGCUUCUGAUUUUC
This is a messenger RNA of Chinchilla lanigera (long-tailed chinchilla), 2371 nucleotides long. It is a transcript of the gene Prr14, whose product is annotated as proline rich 14. The transcript is spliced from 11 exons. Lineage: Eukaryota; Metazoa; Chordata; Mammalia; Rodentia; Chinchillidae. The record is from RefSeq and is a predicted model, not a curated record. Gene Ontology annotation, cellular component: nucleoplasm. The coding region runs from base 485 to 2239 and encodes 584 amino acids.